CACAUAGAGAGGGAGAGAUGACCUACCCUACCACAAUUGCCGCCUUGCAGAAAGACAUCGACUCGCAGCAUCAAACAAGCAAACCUCGAGGCACGCGUGUUUGUAGCCAACCUCCCCCUACGACCUCCAGAUUAGCAGGACUGGUCAUAUUCCCACCAUCACCUCCCUAUCCUCCUCCUCUUCCUCCGCACCGCGUAAGAUGAGGCAGAAAGGUGUCGGAGGGAGGGGGCAAAGAACAGGUAUCCUUCUAGUCGACUACGUAGUGGCAUUCGUAUUGCCGUGGCUUCAAGGGCAGGUGAGACGUAAGAAGACGGCCCUGACCUGUAUCUACCUAUCACAAUCGAACAACAACAACCUGGUUGGUGGCCAGAGGAAAGCAGAACAAAAAAAAUACAAGACGGGAGGGGAAUGGACAGUGAGGUAAAAUGAGAGAGGAUAACGGAGUCGAGGGAAAUCAGGAAUGAUGCAGGGCAGACCGGUCUGGACAGGCAGACCACCGCAGGAACAGGACACCUCUGUCCCAUGAGAUGAUGUUUCGGGUGCCUUAGCUACCGCACAACUUGGAUGUGGGUGGUCUAGAAACUGAUCUAUGACUUAAUAUUUCCAGAAUUUCCUGCUUGAUUGUAUCAUCU
Molecule: messenger RNA, 632 nt
Organism: Aspergillus uvarum CBS 121591
Lineage: Eukaryota; Fungi; Ascomycota; Eurotiomycetes; Eurotiales; Aspergillaceae
Exons: 1
Source: RefSeq, a predicted model, not a curated record